GGUCACGGUGGAUAUCCGAAAGUCGACUAGCUAAAUGGCCAGUGAUCAGGUGAGCCUGUAACCCGGAUGAUGGUGUCAGACUCCGGCGUCGUCGGUGGAGCUUGCUAGCGCCAGAGGUUUUAAAAAACCCCAAACAUGAGGGCGACCCGGAGCAAACAGAGCCUCCUGCGUGUCUGCGUCCUGACCUCUUUUAUUUACCUGCUCUGUUCCACCUGCGCCGGGCACGGAGUCAUGACCGGAAACAAGAUGGCGUCUCAACACCGCACGUUGAAGCGCGGCCGCCGGAGUUACCAGAAGCAGCAGCAGCAGCAGCAGCAGCACCACCGGCCGCUGACGGAGGAGCAGGAAGCGGACCAGAACCUGCAGUUCAUGUUGAGUUUGUACCGGAGCGCAGCCGAACCGGACGGCAGGCCGAGACAGCACCGGAAGUUCGGCUCGAACACUGUUCGUCUGCUGAGGCCGACGACGUCUUCGGCGCGACACCUGCCGACGUCGAGAGACCAUCACUACAGCUUCACCGUGCAGUACGACCUCGACACGCUUCCCUCAGAGCAGCUGGUCAGAGCAUCAUUCAUCCACCUCCGCUCUUCAUCUUCUACCUCCUCAUCCUCCACGACCUCCAGCGCCCAGGCCUUCACCGCGCCCCGCUGCAGGGCUCAGAUCACCUCGCUGGGCGAAGAGAGCCUGGUCACUCUGGAGCCCCACGAGCAGUGGACGGAGACGGAUAUCACCGCGCACGUCCAGCAGGGGAGAAGCCGCGGCGCGGGGGGGCACCUGACCCUCACUGCCCAGUACUGGUGCACCGAUCCUGGGCAUGCUGACGAGGACAGCGGCCUCUCCAGGUGGUGGACUCAGGGGGGGAAAGGAUGGAGAGGUGAGCCUCACAUCGAGGUCCCGUCUCUGCUUUUAUACCUGGAGGAGGAGCGGGAGGGGAAGGACUGGAUGGAGGACUUGCUCGGGGCCGAGGGGGAAAACGUCAUGAGGCAGAUGCGUCCGUGGAAUCCUCCUCUUCGACGGCGCCGGAGCUCCAGAAACUCGUCAGAGCCGAAGGAUCCGUCGCUCGACGCUCUGAAAAACGCCCCGUCCUCCUCCUCUUCCUCUCUCUCUUUCUCCACCUCGCCCUCCGCCUCCAUCCUCGCCGAAAUCCCCACCUACAAACGCAAAACCGGCACGCCCAAGAACCGCUGCAAGCUGCACUCGUUCCGCCUCUCCUUCGACGAGCUCGGCUGGGGCCGCUACUUCAUCGCGCCGCCGGUGUACAACCCGCGCUUCUGCAAGGGGAACUGCCCCCGGGUGCUCCACUACGGCUACCACUCGCCGCACCACGCCAUCAUCCAGACGGUCAUCAACGACCUGGGCGUCGGGGACGUCCCGCCCCCUUCCUGCGUGCCGUACAAGUACAUGCCCAUGAGCGUGCUGGUGGUGGACAAGAAGAAGGUGGAGUACAAGGAGCUGGAGGACAUGGUGGCCGAGUCAUGCACGUGUCGCUGAAGACAUGCUAAGCACUUUGGAUUUAGACUGGGGGGCGGGGGGGGCGGAUUUGAAGGGUUUUUGAUCUGCGGCUUGGCGGUUAACCACGAUGAGCUGCAGACUGGAAGGAGGAAAGCUUUUCUCUGUUGAAGCACUUUAAAACGAGGCCUGUUAGGAACUACGAGUUGUGCAGAUGGAAAUGUCUAUUUACUGCUAAAAAAAAAAAAAAAAAAAAAUGUUGGAGUGAUUGUUGGUUAAAGCACUGUUCAGACUGUUCAAUGUUCCAGUUUGUAAAUCAGAAGUAUUUCAGCUGCUUGAAGGGGGGGGG
Messenger RNA from Labrus mixtus (cuckoo wrasse), 1798 nucleotides. RefSeq names its product bone morphogenetic protein 15 (gene bmp15). Bases 136 to 1491 code for a protein of 451 amino acids. The transcript has 2 exons. Gene Ontology annotation, cellular component: extracellular region. The record is from RefSeq and is a predicted model, not a curated record. NCBI's taxonomy places the organism in Eukaryota, Metazoa, Chordata, Actinopteri, Labriformes, Labridae. Gene Ontology annotation, biological process: SMAD protein signal transduction; BMP signaling pathway. Gene Ontology annotation, molecular function: growth factor activity; cytokine activity.